AUGUCGAGUGACCGGAGCGGGGCUGCGGCAAAGGCGUCUGCUGGCCAGUGCUCCAGCGACCGGCCUCUCGCCGUCGCCGCCGAUCCAAAGCAGUACAGCAUGGCCCUCUGUCCGGACACCCCCUCCUAUAGUCUCUGCGGCCGUCUCAAGUCCGAGUGGGAUAAGCAGAGCGCAGCUGCUUCUCCUGGCCCUGCCGCCUACGAUGUGCCCGGAUACUUCGACACGCUUGACCCCCAGCAGCAACAACGGCACCUGUGGUCGGGUCCCGUACCCGGCGUCCACUUAGGCAUUCGUACAGUGCUGCCAGAGUCACGCGAGAAGGCGGGCGUGCCGGGUCCCGGCGCAUACCAACUCGUGCGGUUUGGCGACGAGCUGCCCAGAGCCCGCGAACCCCUUAUCACUCGAAGCAGUCGUCGCGGCCGCGGUGCCGCCGCCGAUACGCCUGGCCCUGGCGCGUACGACGAUCCAACGUCCAUCGCCUACCGCGCCGACCAAGUGCGGAGGAAGCGCCUCUUUACACAAUGCUCCACGUUUGGUGGUCGCUGGUGUAGGCGGGAGUUUCACACAGCCGGGCCCGGCCCCGCUGCGUACAAUACUCUCGUCGCGACAAAGCUGCUGGAGAAGAACCAACGACACGCCCCCAGGCUCGUGCGGCGCCAGCCACCGCUGGAUCGACAAUCCGUCGCGGAGGCUGCUGCUGCGCGCAUGAAGGUGUCCGGUCCCCCCAACCCGCAGGCCUUCCCUACGCUGCCCUCAGAUUUCGACUUUGACUUCAGGAAAGGCAAGACGAUCGGCGGUAAGCCUCACGAGCCGCUGGCACGGACGGCGCCUUCUCACUUGACACAGGCAGCAGACGACAAGCCGAGUGGCAGCCGUGCCUUCUGGGAGUCCCCGCCGCCGCCGGGCGGCCGCUUUGCAGCAACGCCUUUUGACCCGCAGUCGCACAGUCUUGCCGCCGAGAAGGCGGGUACCAACGCGGCACGUCUCGCGGAAGCGGGGAACUGCAAGCCGGGGCCAGGGUCGUACAAUGUAGAGGUGGACCCGACGGCUCGCCGCGUUCCGGCCUCGCUGUUUGGCCGAACGCUGAGCGCCAAGUCUGUCUCUGUUGAAAACGGUGUGCCAGGCCCGGGUCAUUACCGCGUCGUGGACGAUACGAGUGGUAGAGGCACCAUCUUCUACAAGGGCGACUUCCACCCGCGCGGUUGUAGCGGCCAGGGCGGGUCCGCUGCGGAGAGCCUUGGCGUCGGCCCAGGCGCGCACUACAACGACGACACCAUGUACAGUAACAGUAUCAACGGCGACCGCGCCCACAACAAAGGCUUUACGAUGGGUAUCCGCUACCCGGCCAGGGCCACCUAUCAGCACUGCGCCCCGUACGACGAGACGACGAACAUCAACUGCGUCUACGACGACGAGCUGAACUGGGUGGUGCGGCCCAACCAGCACCUGCCACUGAUUCGCCGUGGCAAGCUUUAG
Molecule: messenger RNA, 1476 nt
Organism: Leishmania major strain Friedlin
Lineage: Eukaryota; Euglenozoa; Kinetoplastea; Trypanosomatida; Trypanosomatidae
Exons: 1
Coding region: 1-1476 (491 amino acids)
Source: RefSeq, a predicted model, not a curated record